AUGAAGGGACUCGCAUUCCGAAAGCUCGGGAGAACAUCUUCUCACCGAAACCACCUCCUUCGAAACUUGGUCUCAUCUCUUAUCCAGCAUGAACGCAUCUCAACAACAGUAGCAAAGGCAAAAGAGGCCGCUCGCGAGGCGGAAAAGAUCAUCACACUUGGCAAACGAGGAACAACACAGGCUGGCUACGGCGCGAGAGGCUACCUGUUUUCGCAGCAGGAGACGCUUCCCAAGCUGCAAGAGCUCGCACAACGAUACGCAAACCGUCCAGGUGGUUACACACGCAUUCUCCUCCACGGCAACAGGAAAGGUGACCACGCUCCUCGUGCCAUCCUCGAGCUCGUCGACAACCCAUUCGAUCUUCGCAUGCAAAUGACCGCCCGUACCCUUGCAAAAGAAGUGUACGACCGCAUCACCAAGUACGGCGGCGAUGACAUUCUCACAGGACGACAAUUCGACCUUGCUAAUAUGGAGCAGGAUACCCGAUUUAACCAUGUCACACGCGAAAACAUGACCAAGGUGGUCCAGUACGGAGGUAUGGAGGCGAGAGAGAAGCUCGCUCGAAUGGCUACUGACCAUCUCUUGCGGCUUAAGGCGACCGUUGUCGUGGAGGGGCCAAGGCGCAUCGAUGAGGACAAGAUGAAGGGUUUCGGCGACAACAAGCCUCGAGGACGUCUUCUCACAAAGCCUAUGGCAGGGUCAAGACCGUUUGCAGGACAGGAGGGAGACAACCAGCCUGCACCAUUACCAGGAAAGAGGCGCAACUCGGUCAUCCGUAUCGGCAAGGGCGCAUUCGCCAAGCGACUCAACUACCGUUCUGUCAGCAUGCCUUCCUCGAAUCGAGAUGCCCAGACAUAG
Molecule: messenger RNA, 858 nt
Organism: Ustilago hordei
Lineage: Eukaryota; Fungi; Basidiomycota; Ustilaginomycetes; Ustilaginales; Ustilaginaceae
Exons: 1
Coding region: 1-858 (285 amino acids)
Biological process (GO): translation
Cellular component (GO): ribosome; mitochondrial large ribosomal subunit
Molecular function (GO): structural constituent of ribosome
Source: RefSeq, a predicted model, not a curated record